Messenger RNA from Labeo rohita (rohu), 2336 nucleotides. It is a transcript of the gene trhr2, whose product is annotated as thyrotropin releasing hormone receptor 2. The record is from RefSeq and is a predicted model, not a curated record. Gene Ontology annotation, biological process: phospholipase C-activating G protein-coupled receptor signaling pathway. Bases 418 to 1917 code for a protein of 499 amino acids. Gene Ontology annotation, molecular function: thyrotropin-releasing hormone receptor activity. Gene Ontology annotation, cellular component: membrane. The transcript has 4 exons. Lineage: Eukaryota; Metazoa; Chordata; Actinopteri; Cypriniformes; Cyprinidae.
UCUGUACAAGAUCAGAUUAUUUGCUCGUCAUGUCAAAUACUUCAUAUCAGUGUAUUUUUUGUUUUCAUCUGGAGUUUACAGCCGACACUGCAUGAGAGCUGUUUUGCUUCCAAACUACAAGAAUGAUGUCAGAGUGAUCGAUUUGGACGGACGCUUGCAUUAACGUGGGAAAAAAAAAUUAGCCUCUGGAUUUCAAUGCGAUGCUUUUAAUGGAAGGAUACUGUUACAGAAGAAAUAAUGGGCUGCGGUCAGCAGAUGAACAUCAUUAUGUUGUUGAAGCCAAGAAAAUUAAACAACAUACUUAAUAAGAGAAAAGAACAUCAAUAGACUGUUUUUUUUCAUACACCAUCAAACAGAUUCAAUUUUGUUUUCUUUCUUAUCGUCCACCUAAAAAUACUCACAUCAAGAGGACUAAUCAUGCAAGAAAAUGUGAGCUCCAGAAUGGACACCCCCACCAACAUCUCCCUGGUGGGGUCUGGGGACGCCGUGUCCGAGUCCCUGGAGUAUAAGACGGUGUCUGUUUUCCUCGUGCUGCUGGUGUGUGGCGUGGGCAUAGUGGGAAACAUCAUGGUCGUGCUGGUGGUUCUUACCACGCGGCACAUGCGUACACCCACCAACUGCUAUCUGGUGAGCUUGGCCGUGGCGGACCUCAUGGUCCUGGUGGCCGCAGGUCUUCCGAACAUCUCUGAGAGCCUGAUGGCCACCUGGGUGUACGGGCAGACUGGGUGCCUGGGCAUCACCUACUUUCAGUACCUUGGUAUUAAUGCAUCCUCCUGUUCGAUUACAGCCUUUACUGUGGAGAGAUACAUCGCUAUAUGUCACCCAAUGAGGGCUCAAACUGUCUGUACGGUAUCCCGAGCCAAACGCAUUAUUGCCGGGGUGUGGGCUUUCACCUGUGUCUACUGUAUGCUCUGGCUGUUCCUGGUGGACAUCCAGGUGAACCCUGAGGGUCGUGUUCAGUGUGGCUACCGCGUCUCUCGAGACCUCUACCUGCCUAUCUACCUGAUCGACUUCGCCAUCUUCUACGUGAUCCCGCUGCUUCUGGCCAUUGCUCUUUACGGUCUCAUCGCCCGAAUCCUUUACCUGAAUCCUCUGCCCCACCCACCAGACUCGGGUACCAUAACUGCCCCCACUCUGAGGAGGAGCUGCAAAGAACCAGCCGACGCCGGAAAAGUGGGUCGUCAGGGACGCCCAAAGAGCGCGCUUUCUUCCCGGAAACAGGUCACUAAGAUGCUCGCAGUGGUUGUUGUGCUCUUCGCCCUGCUGUGGAUGCCGUACAGGACCCUGGUUCUCAUUAACUCCUUCGUGAGCACGCCAUACCUGGACGCCUGGUUCCUGCUCUUCUGCAGAACCUGCAUUUAUGCCAACAGUGCGAUCAACCCUGUCGUUUACAACCUGAUGUCUCAGAAGUUUCGCUCGGCCUUCCGUGGCCUGUACCGCUGCCGUAGGGAAGACGUGCACCAGCGGACGCUCUCCAUGUUCCAGAGCGGAUACAGCCUUGGAAGGGACCCCCGACUUUGCAGCAACACCAAUGGCACACCUAAGAAAACCAGUUCAGUCACUCCUGAGCAGAAACCAAACAAAGGCAUGGAGAACAACAAGGAAAAUAUGGACAAGCUAAUCAGUGACGGCGUGAAAAAUGAGAUUGAGCCAAGCCUCAAGAAAAACGCAGUUGAAAACUGCAACAUAGAUGAAUUGAAAAACUCAGUUGACAAGGAGAUGCCUACAGUGGAGAACGUGGACAUGAGCAAGAUUAAUGAUAAUGGGAAAAUAAUGGAGGAAAGCGAUAAUACUGCUCAGGAUAUUAUCGCUGACAUGAGCAACACAGAGCAGACACAACUAGCCGAAGGUGAAUUCAAAUUUACUCUGGUGGAAGCUAAACAGAAUGACACAGAGUUAAAUCAUAGCAUUGUAUAGAUGCACUCCAUGACAUACUGUAUAUAUUUCAUUGAUCGCUAGAGCCUGGUUGUUUAUUUUAAAGCUAGAUCUUGGGAUUCAAAACUUGUAUUUACUAACAGGCGUCAUCCUCACUUUUCAGUGGAGGUGGCAAGACUGAAGCCACUCUCUCCUCAUAAUUUACAAGUGGAACCAUUUGGCUGUCAGCACCAGCAUCACAUUCCUCCUAGUGCUAGAGCUUCAGCUAAGGCUGACUGAUUUGUUUUGAAGGAACAUUUAACAUCUCAUUUUACAGCUGCUACUUAAAAAUGUAGACGAACAAUGACAUAUUAAUUGACAUGAAAAAUAAAAAUCACAUAUUAGUCUUUUUAAAGGGGACAUCGGAUGCCCAUUUUCCACAAGUUUUCAAGAUUCUUAAGGGUCUUCAUCAAAUGUCUGCA